CGUGAACUCUGUUUCUUUCUUCCUGCACAAGCAAACCGUAAAAAUGCAGCUCAACGUGCGGUCCACCGCCAGCGGCGCGCGUUCGUCGACGCGCUCACGCCGCAUGACGGCUGUGGUUCAGGCCGUCGCGCAGCGGGCUGGCACCAUUGACGUCCAGCGCAACGAGAACUUUGGCAAGCUGCGCGCUGGCUACUUGUUCCCUGAGAUUGCCCGCCGGCGGAAGGCCCACCAGGAGAAGAACCCCGAUGCCAAGAUCAUCUCUCUGGGCAUCGGUGACACCACCGAGCCCCUGCCCAAGUACAUCGCUGACGCCAUGGCAAAGGCCGCGGCCGGCCUGGCCACCCGCGAGGGCUACAGCGGCUACGGCGCGGAGCAGGGCCAGGGCGCGCUGCGCGAGGCGGUCGCCUCCACCUUCUACGGCCACGCGGGCCGGGCGGCGGAUGAGAUCUUCAUCUCGGACGGAUCCAAGUGCGACAUUGCGCGCAUCCAGAUGAUGUUUGGAUCCAAGCCCACCGUGGCCGUGCAGGACCCCUCCUACCCGGUGUACGUGGACACCUCUGUGAUGAUGGGCAUGACGGGCGACCACAACGGCACCGGCUUCGACGGCAUCGAGUACAUGGUGUGCAACCCCGACAACCACUUCUUCCCCGACCUGUCCAAGGCCAAGCGCACCGACAUCAUCUUCUUCUGCUCGCCCAACAACCCCACCGGCGCCGCCGCCACCCGCGCCCAGCUGACGGAGCUGGUCAACUUCGCGCGCAAGAACGGCUCCAUCCUGGUGUACGACGCCGCCUACGCGCUGUACAUUUCCAACCCCGACUGCCCCAAGACCAUCUACGAGAUCCCGGGCGCUGACGAGGUGGCCAUCGAGACCUGCUCCUUCUCCAAGUACGCAGGCUUCACCGGCGUGCGCCUGGGCUGGACCGUGGUGCCCAAGGCCCUCAAGUACGCCAACGGCGAGCCGGUGCACGCGGACUGGAACCGCGUCAUGACCACCUGCUUCAACGGCGCCUCCAACAUCGUGCAGGCGGGCGGUCUGGCCUGCCUGCAGCCGGAGGGGCUCAAGGAGAUGAACGCCAUGAUCAAGUUCUACAAGGAGAACGCCCAGAUCCUCAAGACCACCUUCACGGAGAUGGGCUUCAGUGUGUAUGGCGGUGACGACGCGCCCUACAUCUGGGUGGGCUUCCCGGGCAAGCCCUCCUGGGACGUGUUCGCCGAGAUCUUGGAGCGCUGCAACAUCGUUACCACCCCCGGCUCCGGCUUCGGCCCCGCCGGCGAGGGCUUUGUGCGCGCCUCCGCCUUCGGCAGCCGCGAGAACAUCCUGGAGGCGGUGCGGCGCUUUAAGGAGGCCUACGGCAAGCGUAACUAGAGGGAGGGAGAGCGAGGCGUGUCAUGGAUUGGAGGGAUGGUGGAGCUAGAGGAGGACGACGAGAGAGGCGGCGUGAGGCGAAGAAAGGGAUGGGGCGCGCUGUGGGGGGCGUGGCGUGUGAGAGUUUGAUCUGUCCGGCUGUCCUGCUGGCUAGCUGGUGGCUAGGUGGGUUAAGCAGAAUGGCCAAUUCGUUUGCCUGCUUGCGUGCUUGCCUGCGUGCGUUGCCCCGUGCUUGUUUUGGAGCGGCGGUGCAGGAGUGGGUUGGGAACGGUGGUGUCACGGCGGGAGGGCGUGCAGAACCAAUUUUGUGUCCAGAGGCUCUCACCCGUACGCAGUGGUGCCCUGAAGGGAGGUGGUGUGGAAAUGCCUUCAGGCGAUGGGGAUGUGGGGUCCCUUGUAACCGAUCCCUAUA
Messenger RNA from Chlamydomonas reinhardtii, 1781 nucleotides. RefSeq lists its product as uncharacterized. The record is from RefSeq and is a predicted model, not a curated record. NCBI's taxonomy places the organism in Eukaryota, Viridiplantae, Chlorophyta, Chlorophyceae, Chlamydomonadales, Chlamydomonadaceae. The coding region runs from base 44 to 1369 and encodes 441 amino acids. Gene Ontology annotation, cellular component: chloroplast. The transcript has 15 exons. Gene Ontology annotation, molecular function: L,L-diaminopimelate:2-oxoglutarate transaminase activity; pyridoxal phosphate binding.